This is a messenger RNA of Aspergillus eucalypticola CBS 122712, 699 nucleotides long. RefSeq lists its product as uncharacterized. The transcript has 5 exons. Lineage: Eukaryota; Fungi; Ascomycota; Eurotiomycetes; Eurotiales; Aspergillaceae. The record is from RefSeq and is a predicted model, not a curated record. The coding region runs from base 1 to 699 and encodes 232 amino acids.
AUGCCCACCUUGUCAGGAGAAGAUCCCCUCUCAUUUUCAGACGCCUUCAACUUGGCUGCCACUUGCCGCCAACUCCGUCUCAUCUUGGACAACCAUACACCUACGAUUUACAAACGCCUACGCAGACAUAUCAAAGGUGGAAUAUACGCCAGACUCUUACUCGUAGACCAGGGGAGUUUGCCCUCUAUCUCUUCAACACUUGGGAUCCAUCAUUUUCGGCACUUGCGGAGAAAUUAUCGUAAAGUAGAGAAAGCGAUCAAUGAAUUUGACCAUGUUAUUUUGACGGACAUUCAAAUGGCCACACCCCACAUUGGUGACCAAUAUUAUCACAGAAAUCCUGAUCUCUUGCAUUUGACUCCGACAGAACGCCAUCGCUUCAUGCGGAGCUACUACCAGAGCAUGCUACUGAAGCACUUGCACUUGGCGAAUGUAAUACUUGGUUUUAUGCUGCGCCUUACUGAAGUGUUGGAACCCGCCGUACCUGUUGGUAGUGAAUGGCUUGACCUUCUUCUAGAAUUGGGAAACUAUCUCUAUGCAUUGCAAAUGCGGGGAAAACUAAAAUAUAUGUGGGACCAUUGCCAGCUUUUUUUCAAGACAGCCUUAUGCACCUACCCGUGGCGGAAGCCGGCACAAGGGCCUGUAAAGGAGGAACAGGUUUGGAAUAAUGAGACUGAUGAGAAUGAGACUGUAUUUAUCUGA